UGGUAUUGCUGAAAUGGCUGAUAAACAAUUGUGCAAUAUGUAGAAUUAGGAUACUGACCAUGACUGACGUAUACGUGUAUACUUUUAAAUCACACACACAAGAUACCACAGAAAUUACAAUCGGAAAGUAUCUUUGGAAGCAGAGUUUCUCGUGCUCUGUACUCCACAGUGCCAAUAGAUUUUAUAAAUGGACAGAAUACUGAAAGGCGUAAUGAAAUAUAGAAAGUGUCACAGGGAGGGAAUGGUUAAACAAUUCCAGCAGGUUAAGGAUCACCCAGAGCCAAAGGCAGUAUUCUUCACCUGUAUGGAUUCUAGGAUGAUUCCUACUAGAUUUACGGAAACAAAUGUUGGAGAUAUGUUUGUUGUCAGAAAUGCUGGAAACGUCGUUCCACAUUCUCAACACUUCUCGGAUGAGCUGACAAUGUGCGAACCCGCGGCUCUGGAACUUGGCUGUGUAGUUAACGAUAUACGGCACAUAAUUGUCUGCGGUCACAGCGAUUGCAAAGCUAUGAAUUUACUCUACGCUUUACGUGAUGAGGAGUUUGCAUCACAGUGUAACAGACGAAUUUCACCGCUUAGAGCAUGGUUGUGUGCCCAUGCGAGUAGUAGCCUGGCAAAAUUUCAACAACUAGAAAUAACUGGGUUUCACGAGCCAAUUAUUUUUCAAGCUGAAACACCACUCCGUAAAUUUGUGGCUUAUAUCGAUCCAGAAGAUAAAUUUGCUAUAGAGGACAAAUUAUCUCAGAUCAACACUUUACAGCAACUUCAAAAUGUGGCAUCAUACGGUUUCCUGAAGCGGCGGUUAGAAAGACACGAUCUUCACAUACAUGCAUUGUGGUUCGACAUUUACACAGGUGACAUUUACUACUUUAGUCGAGCGAAUAAAAGAUUCGUUGAAAUAAAUGAACUCACAGAAACUCCACUGCUUCGUGAAAUUAAAAAAUAUUACUCGUGAACGAUAUAAGAAGUUCAGAGCAGAAUAUCAAUCGCUUAUCAACUGCCUUGAAUAAGAAUAAUUAUAGUUUUAAUCUAUAUAUUUAUAAGCAUUCAUCCACACGCAAUGAAUGUUCUGCAAUCAUAUUGUUACUGAUUUCAUUUUACGUAUCCUCCUGAUUUAAACUCAGAUGGAACAGCUUGAACAAAAAUGAAAACAUCUCGAUACUUCGAUCUGAUUAUAUCUUGCUAAGAAAACGAGUAACGGGUCAAGUAUUUCAUACUUGCCAGCAGUUGAAAUAGUAAUUCUUACAUUUCAUAUGAUAUGAUUCAGGGUACACAAUAUUCCAAUAAGUAUAAUUUAUCUACAAUAUAAAAAUCGUGAUCUUUGAAAUGUACUUACCUAGAAUCGAUGGUGUCGGACUGGUCGUGACCAAAGUAUUUGGUGAAUCACUGAAAAAAAAUCAAUUCAUCAACUAUGGGUUGUAAAUGAAUUAUGGUGUAUAAUUGAUAAUUAGGAAUAACGAAAUUAAUUCAUUAUUAGAUUAUUUGUUACUAUUUUUAUAUGAAUUGGCACAGAUGGAACCAAUCCGAUCGUUGUUAAAAUAUUGUUAUACAAAGUACAAAUAUAUUUUACUGUUGAUGUUCGUAAUAAAUAUUCUAACAGAAAGAGAAAUAGUAGACGCUA
Molecule: messenger RNA, 1621 nt
Organism: Athalia rosae (coleseed sawfly)
Lineage: Eukaryota; Metazoa; Arthropoda; Insecta; Hymenoptera; Athaliidae
Gene: CAHbeta
Product: beta carbonic anhydrase 1
Exons: 5
Coding region: 188-955 (255 amino acids)
Molecular function (GO): carbonate dehydratase activity; zinc ion binding
Source: RefSeq, a predicted model, not a curated record